AUGAGAGUGAGGAAGGCGUUUGCUGUGCUUGUGUUGGUGUCGGGUAUCAGUGAACUGCGCGAUUCCGGCGGAUGGGGUUCAUCCACGAAGUCCGAUGAUUCCGGAAACGAUGUGACACUAGUCAGUUUUGCAGCAAGGAGACAAUCCACCCGCCGUGCAUCGAAGUCGAUCCACGACAUCGCCCAAACCUUGCCUAGGAAACCCUCCGAAGACGUAACACUCGUGGGGUUUUCCCGUACAAGUGGCAGCUUCAGACAACGCGGUGGCUCAGAAGACGAUCAUUAUUCUCCCUUUUGUACCAAUACUCUGAAAACAUCAAAGGAACUGAAGAUGGAACGAGAACGUGUGCGCCAAGAAAAGAUGGCGGGCUUUUCUGCCAAGGAUUGGGUAGCUGAUGAUGAUCUCUCAGAUUUCAUGUCUGCCUCGGAUCGAAAAUUUGCCGAUCGACGUGAGGCCUUCAAUAAAUUCUUCACCGACAAUCGGGAUCGAUUCGCCGAAAUGAAGGAACAAAUGCGGAAACGCAGUGAAGAAGCAUUUGCUUCACGUGUUCCGGAUUUCGGCGACUUGUUCGACCGUGUAACUGCCGACUGGAAUGUCGACGAAGAUGCCGGUUUUAGGCGCAGUUUUUCAUCGUCUAGUGGUUUUGACUCGUCUUCCGAGGCCUCAAGCUCAUCGUCUCGUCGAGUUGAACCGCAGCUUACCGGGUUCAGGCCCGCAUUUACGACUUCCGAUGGCCUCACAAGAUUCACUCCUAUCAUUGUAUCCCCUCCUGGAAACAGACUAGGUUACCGGGUGAAAACCCACAGGAGCACGUUCGAAUAUUGUGGCAGCACCAAUACAUACAAACAAAGAGCUUCGUUGAGGUUUGCGGAAGGCCGCAGAUCCCUCAGAAAAGCUUGGAAACGAAUCAGUCUUCCUCCGAUAGAAACUCUCUGUCAAAUCCCAUCAGGGUUGGGUCUCGGCCUCCCGCCUGCGAUGAUUGCGUGA
Molecule: messenger RNA, 987 nt
Organism: Notodromas monacha
Lineage: Eukaryota; Metazoa; Arthropoda; Ostracoda; Podocopida; Cyprididae
Source: the annotation of a GenBank genome assembly